UCGAAUGGAUGCACCAAAAGGAAUCAAACAUACCGAUUGAGUGAUAGCAUAAACGAUGUAAAAUUACGUCAGAAGGCUCCACUUCAAAAUUGAAGAUUUAUUAUUAACUUUAAUCAUUAAACAAGCCAACUUACACUCGUUAUUGUAGAACCAUCCAUCGCUUUUUGAUUUCCUCAUUUUAUUGGCGCUUUGGGCGUCACUGAGCUGUUCUGUAAAUUGAGGCACCCAGCGAAGACGCCUUUUCGGGGUGUAGCUGUCGUUAGCUUACUAUCUGCCCGCCGGAGAGGUAAAUGGGCCUUGUUAUGGAAGAUGCGUCCGGAGUGUGCUGCUCCACGGAAUUACCAACGCCUGGUCUAACCCGCCUCUGCGCAGCGUUAUCCCACACGCCAUGCCGGAUUUGCGCCAGUCACAAAAAUGAAUAAUUUAUUCACACAAUUUCAUACUUUUACCCAAGGAGGACUUUGUUGAGUGUUGGAAAGCACUCCGAGACCUGCUCCAAAUGCCUUUGCAUAAACAUUGUUGUCAUUACAUAAGGCGCACGCAAUCAGAAGAGAAGCCAAACCAAAGACAUUUGGAAGAUCUGUAAAACCGAGGCAUAAACACAAACUUAAGGUUAGUGGGUUAUUAAAAUCACAAUCAAGAAGACAGAUCUUGCCACGUUCCGUUGGUGAUUAAUAAAAUAUUACGUCAAGACAAAGGAUUAUACCAUUACAACAACAAAAAAUGCAAGAAACGCAGGAACUGAAGAGCAGCCAGUGCGCACAGAUAUCAACAGAAUACUGAAGGAGAUUUAGCAAGUUGCGUCUAGUUCCUCCGAGAUUAGAGGAGAAGGAAGGAAAGGAGAUGUGUUGGAGGAGGCAGAAAUGAAGAGAAAUGAGGAGCAGCAGCUUUGGAGAGGCAGAGAGGUCGAGAGAAUAAAAGCAGGUGGUGUGGAGACCCAUGUGGCUGUAUCUCUGCUGUCAGCUUCGAGGAUCCUUGAAGUGUGCAUGGGUCUCUGCUGGCUGCGGUCCGCUCCGCGUGGACUGGCUGCGGGCCGGCGGAGUGGCUACGGACUGUGGAGGCAGUAAGAGCGCAGAGAACGCCUGCGACCACUGAGCGGCACGCAGCCCAUAUUUGGGACAUGUCGGGGUGGAGAAGAAAAAGAACGGACGCUAUCUGCCACGCAGGGGAGUGAAGAGAGAGGGGGAGGCUAUGGAUAUGCCAGAGGAUGAAUCGUUGUUGAAGAACGGGACGCAAGACGGGCGGGAGCCGAGCCGGGGAGGCGCGCGUCCUGCGUGGGCAGUCACAGCGCUGGCCAGCGUGCUGAUCUUCACCACUGUAGUGGAUGUGUUGGGGAACCUGCUGGUCAUCAUCUCUGUGGCCAGGAACCGUAAACUCCGAAAUGUGGGAAAUGCCUUUGUGGUGAGCCUAGCCUUCGCCGACUUGGUGGUAGCAUUCUACCCUUAUCCUCUGGUGUUGUAUGCCAUCUUCCAUGAUGGCUGGUCAUUGGGAGAGACCCAGUGCAAGAUUAGUGGCUUCCUGAUGGGUUUGAGCGUCAUUGGCUCCAUCUUCAAUAUCACAGGUAUCGCCAUCAACCGCUACUGUUACAUCUGUCACAACUUCAGCUAUGACAAGCUGUACAGCAACCGGAACACACUGCUGCUGGUUGCACUCAUCUGGUUCUUGACAGUCAUCGCCAUUGUGCCAAAUUUGUUUUUUGGUUCCCUGCAGUAUGAUCCCCGUGUCUACUCAUGCACAUUUGCACAGACUGUCAGCACGUCCUAUACCAUCACAGUUGUGGUCAUCCAUUUCUUUGUGCCAAUUUCUGUGGUCACUUUCUGCUACAUGAGGAUAUGGAUCUUGGUCAUUCAGGUAAGGCGCAAGGUGAAAUCCGAGGUACGUCCUCGCAUCAAGCCCAGCGAGUUGAGGAACUUCAUCACCAUGUUUGUUGUGUUUGUGCUUUUUGCAAUUUGUUGGGCACCACUCAACUUUAUUGGGCUUGCUGUUGCCAUUAACCCGGAAAAAGUCGCACCUCGCAUCCCGGAGUGGCUCUUUAUCGUCAGCUAUUUCAUGGCUUACUUCAACAGUUGCCUUAAUGCCAUCAUCUAUGGCCUACUGAACCAGAACUUCCGCAGGGAGUACAAACGUAUUGUCAUGUCUGUAUGGUGGCCACACCUCUUCUUCCAAGAAACAUCGCGAGGAGGGACUGAUGGCAUACGGAGCAAACCAUCACCAGGACUCAAUAACAAUGACCAAGUAAAAGGAGAAACUCUGUGACACAGUUUGUCACUACUGUGCCAAAGCCUCAACAAGCACUUGAAACACAAUGGUCGCGUGAACUACACUCAUAUGAAAAGACAAAAAAACGAAAGUAAAAUAACCAUGUUCAUCCUUUUUGAGUGCCAUUCGUAACAUUUAAAGCUCAUCAAUUUAGUUUUUUACUGAUUUCAUCAGCAGUCUUGGGGCCUGAUUGAAAAUGAAAGCCGACGAGGAUGACUUUUCCGCUCAUAUAAACAUUUUUAAAUGCCAGCGACAAAAAUGAUCACAACAGAUGACAAAACUCCUUUGAACUCUGGAUUUCUUUGCAUCUGGGUCAUUUCAGCGCAAGGUGACAAGUCGUGCUGAUGCAUUCUUUUGGUGUGCUCUCUCAAGUUGGAAAUGUAAUGUUUCACAGGAUGGGCAUAUACAUCCAACUGCCACCCGUCAGUAUGAAUUCAACAAAACAAAACAAAAUAUGGCUUUUCGCCCAAAAUUAUCAAAGCGAUAACAAUUCUUUACUGUAACUCAAUAAUAUGUUUGUGUCUUCAACUGUCACUUCCAGUUCUAUCACUGCAAACGUCUUUGUGUGCUUGAAGUGUGCCCUCCCAAAUUUUCCAUGGUGAAAACCAUCAGAGCUACCAAAGGUGCAAAAGCCUCUUAAAUAUGGCGGCCUUCACUACUUUUACAGCUGUUGCUAACAGCCCGCGCAAUCUGUUAGAGUCAGUCAACAUGCAAUUUAGUGCCUGCUAUUUGGGAUCUUAGUAAAAGAUCGGAAUCGUAUUAGAUCACACGCAACAUGCCAACCAUCAGCACUCCUAAUCUGUGUGAGAGUGAACACGCAAUUUAGUGCCCGCUAAUUGGGAUCUUAGUCAAUCAGGCCCUUGGUAGGAAUUAGAUUGCUAUUCGUGUACUACUUUUUUUUUGUUUUUUUGUAAGCACGCAUGAAUUGCUGCUCAGAGAAGAAACGUUUAUUUAAGGAGGGCAAUAGUGGGAGAUGUUGUCUUGGGCCUUUUUGUGUGACGUUUGCAUGUUCUCUUGCCUCUUCGCUUCCAAAGCAUGUUUGUUUGGUUAGUUCAAAACUAUAUUACCCAGACAUACAUAUGAAUGUGAGUAUUUGUCUGUCUCUAUGUAUCAACCAUGUGAUUGACAGGUGAUCAGUACCCGUUGCACCCCGCCUCAGUUGAGACAGGCGCCGACUUCCCUGUGACCCUAAAAAGGAUAGAAAAUGAACAGAAUAUUUAUGUAGCACAAGUAAAAAAUAAAUAAAAAAAAGCCUUACACUUUCUUUUCAUCAGUCAUGAAAUUCAGACACAUUUUCUAAUGUCAUAUGAUUUUCUGUUUGUGGGAAUUCAAAAAAUAAAUACUGUAAAUAAAUUGAUGAGCUUUAACAUGCAAAAUGUUUAAACGCACACUCAGGGUGCCUGUGUUGUUUCGGUAAUAUAUCUUUGAAAACAAUGGCACCAAAAUACAGUUGUAGUCUUACAAAGUUUGGUGACAAUUGUAUGAAACACAGCAGCUUCUUUAUCUUCUUAAUAUCAUAUUAGUAAGGUACAACUGUGCAAGGUGUUUGGCAACACCAACUGUUUCUGAAGGUAUAGUAUAUUGUAUAUCAGAUUAUUCGAUUACAAUUUUCAUUGUAUCACUUUUAUGACUACCAUGACAAAAAUGUGUUAUAUUUGAUUCACUUUGCUGGUGGUUGAUACCUCAAGUUUUUAAUUGUCAUAAAAAGGUGCCUGUAUUGCUCAUUUUCUUAACCUGACCAAAAACAUGAACCACUUAUACCAGACCAUACAUGGACAUCCUGCUGUAAGAUUGUUUACACUCUGAUGCCAAUGUUUCAUUAGACUUAAUGGGAAUAGGCAGCAUAACUACAUACAAUAUAUAUUGUAAAUGUUUUUGAAAAAACAAAACAAAACAAAAAAACAUGCAGAACAUUUAUCUGGCAAUGAUGAAUCUCUGUCAUUGUAGUUUUUCAGAAUAUACCAUAAUUUGGGGGUUGGAGAAUAUCUUUAAAAAACCAUUCAGGUCGGUCAUGGAUUGCAUAACAAUCUAGGUGGAAUUAAUAUUGACGUUUUAUGGAAUGUUAACGCAGCAUCUUGAUGACUUCCAGAUGUAUUUUGUUUCAUCCAUUUCAUGGAACAUACUGGCAUAGACAUAAAGCUGCCAUAGAAAGGAGAGAGGUUUUGUUUUUUUCUCCAAGCACUUCAAAAAGUGCACAUUUCUUAAAUUUAAGUCUCAUGAAAGAAAACAAAAGGACAUUUGGUACAGUGGUACCUUCCAAAUUGAACACGAUCUAUUCCGGCUAGCUGGUCGACCUCCAGUUUGUUUAAAUUAAAAACCAUUUCCCUUCUUCAGUCAAACUGCCACCACAAUCAUUAAAGUGACAACGAUUGAAAAGGAGCUAGCCAGUCACCGAAAAACGAAUUAGAAUUUUCAGGUACCACACUAUUCACUUUGUUUGUCAAAAGUCCUUCAAAUUCUAAAUAAUGACUACGAUGGGCCAAUCUGUUGGUACUUGGGUCAAUGAUAAAUGAUUUUUAAAAAGUAUUUUCAAUAUUGAUGUAAUGCAUAUUUUUGAGUCCAGAACAGUGUGUUUGAAUAAGUCUCAUUUCUUGAAUAACUCUUAACUGUUUUAACUUCACCAUAAAACAAUGUCAGGUGGCGCAACCAAAUAUUUAUCAAAGUAUAUAUACAGUCUUAUCUAUAUUUUAAGAUUGAUUAUUUGUCAACUAUCCCUGAGGGUGUCUUCACUAGGUAACACGUUAUUUUGGGUUUUGGGUUUUCGGUAUUGUUAAACGUCCAAUUUUACAUUUAAAGACAGGAAAAUAAUUCCACAAAUUCAUAUAUUUACUAUAAUAACUACACUACACACAUUACAUGAACUUAACGUGCAAAUGAUCCUGCAAAAUGUUUUAAAGUGUGUAAUAUCUUUAAAUUUAAAACGAGGAAACAUUUUAAAAGUUUCAUGGAUAAUCUU
Molecule: messenger RNA, 5215 nt
Organism: Phyllopteryx taeniolatus (common seadragon)
Lineage: Eukaryota; Metazoa; Chordata; Actinopteri; Syngnathiformes; Syngnathidae
Gene: mtnr1ba
Product: melatonin receptor type 1Ba
Exons: 4
Coding region: 1192-2256 (354 amino acids)
Biological process (GO): G protein-coupled receptor signaling pathway
Cellular component (GO): membrane
Molecular function (GO): melatonin receptor activity
Source: RefSeq, a predicted model, not a curated record